Molecule: messenger RNA, 759 nt
Organism: Bactrocera neohumeralis
Lineage: Eukaryota; Metazoa; Arthropoda; Insecta; Diptera; Tephritidae
Product: shematrin-like protein 2
Exons: 3
Coding region: 1-759 (252 amino acids)
Source: RefSeq, a predicted model, not a curated record
AUGGCACUAGCAGCAACAACAAUAACAACUACACGACCAGAAGGUGCAGUGACAACAGAGAGAAAGCACAACAACAAAUCAAACGGUAUGGUCGCCGUUACACUGGCACCACCCGUCGUUUUGUCAACAUCAAAUACCAUUACAAUUGAGACAACGACCUCAACAUCGUCACCGCAGCACUGCCAUAGCGGUGGCAUCACCGGUGUUGCGGUCGGCGUCGGCGUCGGCGUUGGUGUUGGCGUCAACGUCAGCAGCGCCGCCAAUGUCGGCCUGGGCAGCAUUGGCAUCGGCAGCACGCUCUGUAGCAGCGGCGACAGCGGCAUUUCAUCGUCAACGCCAUCGCUGGUCUCGCAACUUUCACCGCCACCCACCAUAAUAUGCAGCCUGCCAACGUCGACGAUCUCAAAUAAUAUUGCGAUUAGCGCUAGUGUCGGCGCAGCAAUAUGCAGUAGCGGCGCGGUAGCAGCUGGUCGCUGUAGUCCCAUUAUCACCGGCAAUUACUGUGCGCUCAGCAAUGGUCUGGCAGGUAUUUCGGUGUCCAGUCACACAACUACCACGUCGAUUUAUGGUGGCGGUGGCAACAACAGCAAUUGCAAUAUCAUAAACAAACCGAAAUCAUCUUUAAGUCCGCUACAACGCCUACCCAUCAGCGGUAAUCUUUCCACAUAUGGUAGUGGUAGCGGCGGCGGCGGCGGUGGCUUCGGCGGCAGUGGUGGUGGUGGCGUUGGUGUUAGUGGACCAGUGCCAGCACACCUCUAA